This is a messenger RNA of Cucumis sativus (cucumber), 1126 nucleotides long. RefSeq names its product ras-related protein RABA1c. Gene Ontology annotation, molecular function: GTPase activity; GTP binding. The record is from RefSeq and is a predicted model, not a curated record. The transcript has 2 exons. NCBI's taxonomy places the organism in Eukaryota, Viridiplantae, Streptophyta, Magnoliopsida, Cucurbitales, Cucurbitaceae. Gene Ontology annotation, cellular component: endosome. Bases 236 to 892 code for a protein of 218 amino acids.
UCCAAAAUUUUGAAAAAGAGACGUGUCUUUCUCCUCUUCCUCAUCCUCAUCCACCUUCUCUUUGGAGUCCAGCCCAGCAAGACACACAGCGGUCUUUCCCAUUUCCAUUUCACAAUCUCGAAACAACAAGAUCAAAAAUCCACCCCCCAAAAAGCGCCCAUUCUGAGAUCUACCUAUUUCCCCAUUUCUUUUUCUCUUACUCCAACCAAAGUUCUUCUUCAGAAGGGGAACUCCGAUGGCUGGUUACAGAGCUGAAGAUGACUACGAUUACCUCUUUAAGGUGGUUUUGAUUGGAGAUUCCGGUGUGGGCAAGUCCAAUUUGCUCUCAAGGUUCACCAAAAACGAGUUUAGCCUCGAGUCCAAGUCCACCAUUGGGGUUGAGUUUGCUACUCGGAGUUUGAAUGUUGAUGGCAAGGUUGUCAAGGCUCAGAUUUGGGAUACUGCUGGCCAGGAAAGGUAUCGUGCGAUAACUAGUGCUUACUAUCGAGGUGCUGUUGGUGCACUCCUUGUCUACGAUGUCACACGACAUUCCACUUUUGAAAAUGUCGAGAGGUGGUUAAGGGAGUUGCGAGACCAUACCGAUCCUAACAUUGUGGUCAUGCUUGUUGGUAACAAAUCAGAUCUUCGACACCUGGUGGCAGUCUCAACAGAGGAUGGGAAAUCUUUUGCUGAGAAGGAGUCUCUCUAUUUUAUGGAGACUUCUGCACUGGAAGCAACCAAUGUCGAGAACUCAUUCGCUGAAGUCCUUACUCAAAUUUAUCACAUUGUAAGCAAGAAGGCAAUGGAGGCUGGUGAUGGCACUGCUGCUGCUUCCGUUCCUCCGAAAGGAGAGAAAAUCGAUGUCAGUAAGGAUGUUUCUGCUGUAAAGAAAGCUGGCUGCUGUUCGAGUUAGGCUUUAAUUUGCACUUUUUUUGAUGUAGCUGAUUUGAUACUGCUGCAUCCUUAUGUGCAACAUAGUUGAGUAGAAAUUCUAAAGAGAUGUGUUCAAUAGGAUAUGGAUAUUCCCUGGAUUGAAUUUUAUUUACUUUCCAAUAUAUUUUAGUUUGAAAGUUUAAGUUUGAGCUCAGAUAGCCUUUUUAUGAACUUAGCAAGAAAGAAUAUAUGCAUUAAAUCUCUAUUGGUUUCA